AUGAACACCAUGGUUGAGGCUGUGCGUGAAACGGCAACUGCUACUACGCGAGCAAUUGACCGUUUAAGGGAGAGGAACGGAGAUCGUAACGGAGGACGCAAUGGUGAGCGUGGUGGAGAUGGUAAUGAUAAUGAAAGUGCCGGAAACCAUGAUAACCCUAUGACACUGGCAACUUUUCUGAAGGUAAAUCCGCCCAAGUUUAAGGGGACGCUUGUUGCAACUGAAGCUGACAAUUGGUUCCGUGAUAUCGAGAAGUCAUUGCGAGCGCAACAUGUACCAGAAAGACAGUACGUGGAAUUUGCGACCUAUAUGCUGGAGGGAGAAGCUGAACACUGGUGGCAUGGAGUGCAACGCUUGUUAAGGCAGAUGGUGGAAGAGAUUGACUGGGAUACUUUUAAGGAAGAAUUUUACAAAAAGUACUUCCCUAGAACUGUUCGUGAUGCUAAAGAAAUGGAACUGAUGCAAUUGACGCAGGGGAAUAUGUCAGUAGAAGAAUAUACUCGGAAAUUUGAAGAUUUGUGUCGAUUCUCUAAGAUCUGUCAAGGAAACCCAUUAGUCCCGCUGGAGAUACGGAAUUUCGCAGAGCUUGUCAAUAAGAGUCAGCUGAUGGAAGAUUAUGAAUAUAAGAUGGCAGCGUCAAGGAUGGGACAUCCAAGCUUACCGCCAAGAAACUUUAAUAAUUUUCAUAGGCAUACGGUACAGCGAAAAGUUGAUUUUAAGGUACCAGGAGUACCUAUGCGAGGGAACCAACAAGUUAGAAACUUCCCUACGCACUCUACAACUGGGAAUGGAAAUAGGCCAAGACAGGAUACCGGUAAGCAACCUCAGCAGCAGAGUCAGAAGGGCCCAACGUGUAGGCAAUGUGGAAAGAAUCACCCUGGUAGGCCUUGUUAUCUUGGACUGAGAGUCUGCUACUACUGUGGUGAACCGGGGCAUAUAGCAAGCAAUUGUCCAGAAAAGUUGGUACAAGGAAUAGCUAAAUUGCAACAGCCAGGGAGGGUAUUUACAGUGAUUGCUGAAGAUGCUCGUACUCAGACUCCCUGA
Molecule: messenger RNA, 1044 nt
Organism: Arachis stenosperma
Lineage: Eukaryota; Viridiplantae; Streptophyta; Magnoliopsida; Fabales; Fabaceae
Exons: 1
Coding region: 1-1044 (347 amino acids)
Molecular function (GO): nucleic acid binding; zinc ion binding
Source: RefSeq, a predicted model, not a curated record